Haliotis rufescens (red abalone) is the source of this 10891-nucleotide messenger RNA. RefSeq lists its product as uncharacterized. The coding region runs from base 100 to 10476 and encodes 3458 amino acids. The transcript has 11 exons. The record is from RefSeq and is a predicted model, not a curated record. Gene Ontology annotation, biological process: proteolysis. Lineage: Eukaryota; Metazoa; Mollusca; Gastropoda; Lepetellida; Haliotidae. Gene Ontology annotation, molecular function: cysteine-type peptidase activity; protein binding.
CAGAUUGCUUGUGGCAGCCAUACCUGACGGAUCUCAUUACAUAGACGUUACAUAGUCGCUGGCUGUAUAUUCUGGACUUAGAAAUACCCCCCUGUUACGAUGCCAGUGAUAUACCAGCACAUUGAGAGGUCCUUCACUACAGAGGAAGUGCUGGACAUUCUCCACAACCCCGACUGGUCGAGAGUUAUCCGAGAGCCCCCUGUCAAGCCCCGUGGAGGGCAGGUGUUCCUCUACCACUACACAGAGGAAAGCAAGAAAGAUGACUGGAGAUGUGACCAGUAUCACUUCAAACACGAUGGCCUUCGUAAACAGCCAAGAACUAAUCCAAGAUUCUAUAAAAACUUCUUCAUACUCAGAACCAACAAUAGCAAAGCGAAGGGAGACAAAAGGUUCAAGAAACAUGCGUACAUUCUGAUUGGAGACCACAAGAACCUUGUGUUGUUCCAGUACCUGGGAGAUGAAAGUGUAGCAGAGGACCUUCCUCACGGGAACUCAAAGAAUGCUUGCUUGCUGUAUACACGUCUUUGUCCGUCAGUCAUCGAGGCCAUCAAGGACAUCACCGUCCCUUCAAGGGAGGUCCUGCAGACACUUGAGGAGCAAGCCAGGUCCUCGGCAGUUCCUGAAGUCCAUAAACCGCGGUCCCUGUUGCAGAUUAGCAACACAAGGAGCCGUGUGAAGAGAAGGUCGAGAACGGGUAAAAAGAAGACGCGAAGAAAAAAGAAAAAGAAGAAAGAAGAUCCUGGAACAAAGCAUGAAACGGUUGUGAGUCCCUGUCUUGCGUCAACGUACCUUCCUGAACGAAUUUCCGCUGAGCCCAGUGCGGAAGCUGAUGUCACUCUGUCGCCUGAUGCCAUGUCUCCACAGACCAGAAUAGCCGUACUAGCACAACUGUGUGAAAAUAUCUACCAGGAGAAUAUGGUCAAGACUUCUAAUGAAGAGGCUCAGAAUUCAGACAGACUUGUCAUUGACAAAGGAGACGAUCCAGCGGAAGCCAUUGAUGCAGAGCCAUCUGCCCAGACUGGGAAUGAUGAAUCAGGCAUCAAUAACAUGUCAAAUCCCAAUACAGACAUAGAGCUUGAGGUAAUAGAUACCAGCUUAGUGUUUGAAGUGGGAAGGACAGUGUGUAUUCCGUUAGCCAAUGAAGACAGAGACAGCAACAGAUUAGCUGAAACACACAAAGUGUGUGACAUUAUUCAAGAUAGUGGAAUUUCAUCAAGUAACAUGUUGGUAUGUGAUGUUCAAAACUCAAUAGACUCCGACACGAAUCACACAGGGCAUGGCGGACUUGGAACAGGUUAUACUCCUGUUUGUUCAUUGCCUUCAACUGCCGGCGCCCCCAACAACUUGGAACAUCAUAUUGAAGUCAUGGACAGCAACCCACUUCAUCGGAUCCUGGCAUUGGUAAGAGAAACCCUGCAGAUGGUUUCUCCUGGUACAGAAACCUGCCUUUCAUCAAAUACUAAGGUCACAUCUACAGCGUCUGUAAAUGAGUCGAAUGGCGAUGUUUCAACAUUGCAGCAAGGGGGACCGUGUGCCGUACUUCAACAAGGAACAUCACUACCCCACACUGCUGUUUCUCUCAUCGCGCAAGUUUCCUCAACAUGGGCAACUGACUUCCAAAGCAUCAAGCAAUCCUUACUACGGUCGGAUUCCCUUGGAUCUGUGAUUCAGACUCACCUUGAACUUCUUGACUUAAUUGCUGCUGUUAUUGUUGGUGCUUACAAAACCAGCACUGACUGCCUUACUUUUGUCGAGACCCUGAAGAACUACCCAUCUCAUUUAGAGAGGAAUUUGAGCAGGCAGUUGCCAACAGACGUUGUUGACAAGAGCACUAAGUAUCGGAUCGGUAACUACACCAUAUCAGGAACUGACAUUUUGAGAUUAGACGGAAAUUCCUGGCUGGAUGACAGUGUUAUCCAUGCGUUUCUCCAUCUUCUCAAAAAGCAAUACACUGAAGAGAGGAAGCGAGAUGUGAAGAUACUGGAAUGCUUCCAGUAUAAACUGUGGGAGAAAGGAAACUAUUCUGAAUGGCUAUAUGAAAAGGAUCAGUUCUCAACAUUCGACUGGAUUCUUAUGCCGAUUUGUGUCAACAAUCACUGGGUUCUAUUAGCAGCAAAUGUAUCGAAAAGAACAGUGUGUAUAAUCAACUCCCAAACAUCAAGGAACCAUUCCCUACAAGUGACUCAGCACUGGAUGGAGUUUAUGCAGUGCCGCAGUCGGACUACAGGAGAAGAGCUGAGUGUAUGGAGGCCCCUGCAGCAGCCUGUGUUCCCACAGACCGAUGGCAGCAGCUGUGGAGUGUUUGUACUGAUGGCUGCAGAAGCCCUUGUUGCAGGAAUCCCUCCUGGCAUCAUGAGAACUUGCCACGUGGCUGUGUACAGGCACUAUGUCAAACAGAGGCUCGUGUCAGCAGCGGAAGUAGUGCAGACCGCAACCAUGGAGGACGUCGCUAUUGAGGGUAUGGAUGGAGCCAAACCUGUCGAUAUGGUGGACAUCUCUUCAGAAAGACAUAUUAAUCACUCACAGGGGUGUGAACAGGAAGACCUGACUGUACCAACUGAUGAAGCAUUGCAGAUUACCACUGAAGCUAUCAACUCCACAGAGGUCAUGACAGAUGCUGCUCUGCCUUGUGAUCAUAGACCAGGUAAUGCUCAGGCGGAUCUAGCUGAGGGUCAAUCUGAGGAUGAGGAAUCUGGAAAAUCAGGAUCUGACAGGAAACAUGCAGAUGACUGUAAAGAGACAAUCACAGAAGAGGAAGAGAUGAUGGAUGCCAGUACAGAACAUGUCUCAGAUGAGGAAUGUGAUGAGCAUUCGGCACUGGAAAAACCUAACACCAGUGUCCUGUUGGACUGUACACCACUACCAGCACUGGCACAAUGUGAAGCGAUAUAUCGAAAUGAAAGGCUGCAUUUCACAGCUCUUACACUGCUUUGUAUGGAGAAAGGACGACUGCAUUUGUCAGACUUGACCGAAGUCAGUGAAUCUUUACAGUCACACAUCACAUGGUCUUGUCAGUUGUCUGGAGUUGAGGAGCUGAGUCCAGUGCAGGCAAAAACAUGUCUACGUGCCUUAAAUACCACUCUCCUUAAAAUUGAAGAUGAUGUUGUUCAAUUUAGGCAAGAGGAAACGCUAUCUCACAUUAAAGAUAUACUCACAGACACUUCUGUUGAAUACAUGGCGAAAGUAGAUCUUGAGUUCAUAUACCUGCAUGUAAAACUUCAUCAUACGGAUGCUUCUAUGGAUGAAGAGCUUGUAUUUACCCUCAGCUUAGAUAGGGCAAGACAGAAGGGUCUUGCACAACGAUUUGCUCAGGAGAUAAUGAAGCAUAAUUUUGCUUUAACUUUGUCGCACCAAGCAACUGGAAAGCAUGCACUUUGUGUUCAAGUGGCCAGGCUGAUCAAGCAAUAUAUGCAGACAGGUAGUAUGACAGAACUAUUUGCGUCACCUGAUAUCAAACAUGGCGGAAACUUCCUCAACUGGUUGUGUUUUGGUAGAAAUGCUGAAUUAUACAAAGUAUUGUCGAUGUAUAUCCUGGAGGACGUAAAAGAAGAGUGUUUGAUCUACUGCUGCGUGAGUGGUAAUUUAGACGUACUUCAGCUUCUCCUAGAAGACAUGGAUCUCAAGGAUGUACUGUCCUUGAAGCCAAAGAUGCAAGUAGUGCAAGGUAUUCAUAGCUGUGGGAUAAAGACACAAGCUCUGGCAACUCACUUCUUGCCACCCUUACACCUCUCCUCCUACUAUGGCCACACAGAUAUUGUCAAAUGUCUUCUUGAGUUGGGAUGUGACAUCAAUGCCCAGCUUCCUGACGAGUUUGAUGGGAGAGAGGGUCCAGUUCCUCCAGGAUCAACACCAGCUGCAGCUGCCACAUCUGGAGGACACACAGCUGUGCUGCAGUGUCUCAUUGACCACCAUGCUGCCAUGAAUCUUGUAGAUUGUAACAAUAACUCCCUCCUGCAUUUAGCCUGCAAAGGAGGACAUACAGAUGCUGUAGCGUUACUCAUCAGUGAGUGUGAUACGUCAGCCAGGAAUAUAGAUGGAAACACACCCCUCCACCUGGCAUGUGAGGAGAGAAAACUGAAGGUUGUUGAGGUCCUGCUCAAAACAAAUGUAGAUGUUACUUUGCUUAACUACCAAGCCUUCACACCUUUUGAUAUUAUUUGCCAGAAGGGAUACCUUGAUAUUGCUAUAUUAGUGUUAAAUGCCACGUCAUACCCGCUACCGCAUGAUAGUUAUAAUACACCGUUACAUGCAGCAUGCAGGGGGGGAUACACAGAACUUGUGAAAAUUUUGUUACGUUACGAUUUAAACAGAUCAGUUUGUAAUAAUACAUCCCGUAUGAAUUGUCGUUUUGAGAAUUCCAGAUAUUUGAUAUUUUCAAUGAGAGGCAAUGAUGUCAAACACACACCAUUAUUUGUGGCUUGUGAGAAUGGUCAUAUUGAUAUUGUCAGACUAUUGAUAGAGAAAGGCGCUGAUGUAACUGCUGCUGCUAAAGAUGGUUGCACACCUCUACAUUGUGCCUGUAAGAAUGGUCAUAUUGAUAUUGUCAGACUGUUGAUAGAGAAAGGCGCUGAUGUAUCUGAUGCUGCUUGUUACACACCUCUACAAUGUGCCUGUAAGAAUGGUCAUAUUGAUAUUGUCAGACUGUUGAUAGAGAAAGGCGCUGAUGUAUCUGCUGCUGCUGCUGCUGAUGUUUACACACCUCUACAUUGUGCCUGUGAGGAUGGUCAUAUUGAUAUUGUCAGACUGUUGAUAGAGAAAGGCGCUGAUGUAAAUGCUGCUUUUUAUGGUGACACACUUCUACAUUGUGCCUGUAAGAAUGGUCAUAUUGAUAUUGUCAGACUGUUGAUAGAGAAAUGCGCUGAUGUAUAUGCUGCUGCUAAUGAUGAUAUUGGUUACACACCUCUACAUUGGGCCGUUAUGAAUGGGCAUAUUGAUAUUGUCAGACUGUUGAUAGAGAAAGGCGCUGAUGUAUCUGCUGCUGAUGCUGAUAAUGAUGAUGGUUACACACCUCUACAUUUGGCCUGUAAGUAUGGUCAUAUUGAUAUUGUCAGACUGUUGAUAGAGAAAGGCGCUGAUGUAACUGCUCUUGAUGGGUAUCAUGGCACACCUCUAAUUUGGGCCUGUGAGAAUGGUCAUAUUGAUAUUGUCAGACUGUUGAUAGAGAAAGGCGCUGAUGUAUCUGCUGCUGAUGAUGAUGGUUACACACCUCUACAUUUGGCCUGUGAGAAUGGUCAUAUUGAUAUUGUCAGACCGUUGAUAGAGAAAGGCGCUGAUGUAUCUGCUGCUGCUAAAGCUGGUUACACACCUCUACAUUGUGCCUGUAAGAAUGGUCAUAUUGAUAUUGUCAGACUUUUGAUAGAGAAAGGCGCUGAUGUAACUGCUGCUACUAAAAGUGGUUACACACCUCUACAUUGUGCCUUUGAGAAUGAUCAUAUUGAUAUUGUCAGACUGUUGAUAGAGAAAGGCGCUGAUGUAUCUGCUGCUGCUGUUGGUUAUGAUGGCACCCCUCUACAUUUGGCCUGUAAGUAUGGUCAUAUUGAUAUUGUCAGACUGUUGAUAGAGAAAGGCGCUGAUGUAUCUGCUGCUGCUGAUGGUGGUUACACACCUCUACAUUGGGCCUGUGAGAAUGGUCAUAUUGAUAUUGUCAGACUGUUGAUAGAGAAAGGCGCUGAUGUAUCUGCUGCUGCUAAAGCUGGUUACACACCUCUACAUUGUGCCUGUAAGAAUGGUCAUAUUGAUAUUGUCAGACUGUUGAUAGAGAAAGGCGCUGAUGUAACUGCUACUAAUAGGCAUGGCGACACAUCUCUCUCACUGGCCUGUGAGAAUGGUCAUAUUGAUAUUGUCAAAUUGUUUGAGCAAGACAUUGUGAUGGCCGUGGGAAAAUGUGAUUCUACACUUACAGCGCUUGUUUUGAAGAAAACUAUUAUGGAUUUUGUAAACAUCUCAACAGAAAGAAACAAGCCAUAUGCCAUUAGUUGUAACACUAUUCUUCAGAAAUGUUUGAAAAUGAACAUAUGUGAAAUUUCUUCAGUUUCAAAUAUGCUCUCGACUCUUAAGCAAUAUCAAGACAAGAUGGUGCUGGUCAAGCUUUUGACUUCAAUUUGUAAUUGUGAAAUAAUAAAAAACCUGUUAAUUACACUAAAAGUGACUAAUUUUCAAGACACAUUACAUUAUGCACUACUUCAAAAAGCUGUUGCCAAGGGUGAUGCACAUUGUGUAUACUUUCUGACAAGAGGUCAUGCAUUGAGGUCAUUUUUAGACAAUCAGUUGUUGAAAAUGAUGGUAGAAGCUGUUCAAAACAAACACUUCACUGUGUUUCAAAUGUUGCACGAUGUCCCACAUGUUCAUGAUUCAAGUGAUCAGUUGGUAUUCCAUGCAUGUGAACAUGGACAGGUGCAGGUUUGUAAUGUUUUGUUGUCAUGUGGAUCCUGCCACAGUGGCAGAUGUUUGAUUGCAGCAUUCAAAGUGAGGAACGUUGUGCUUGUAGAAUUGUUACUUAAAUGGGAUGUUAACGUGAAUGCCUACGAUGGUAAGAGAAAUUCCUCUCUUCAUCUAGCAUGUGAACUAGGAGAUGACAACAUAGUAAAAUUAUUGAUUGAAAAAGGUCAAAGUGUACAUGGAACUAACAAACAGAUGGAGACGCCUUUAUUUGCUGCAAGUCGACAUGGACACGUUGCCGUUGUGAAACUGGUGCUAUCGCACGGCGCAGACAUAACAAAGAUAGACAUCGAGGGUAACUCAGUACUUCAUUGUGCAUGUCUCUCUGGUGAAGUGGAUUUACUUCAGUUGUUUAUACAGCAUAUCUCACUUAAAACAAAGCAUGUGCUUGGACGAGGGGGAGCAGUGUCUCUUCACCGUGUACUUUGUUUUUCAAAUAUAAAUGGAGAAUCGCUUCUCCAUGUUGCGUGUAGAAAAAAACAUAAUCAAGCUGUUGAAAUAUUGCUUCAAAACAAGAUGUCAAUGUAUGCGAAAGAUAACAAAGGCAAUACGCUUGUUUCAAUGACAGAGAAGCAGAAGUCUCUGUUUGUAGUUCUUUGUAACUUUUCUUGCGAGUUUCAAGAAAAAGAUUCUGCUGGAAAUACCCUACUACACAUUGCUUGUGAUAGGGGUUAUAUCGAAUGUGUUGAUGUACUGUGUAGAAGAGGAGCGAAUGUAUCAGCUUCCAAUAACAAACUGGAGUAUGCUGUACAUAAGGCUGCGGAGAGCGGUAGUGUGGAAAUCAUGGACAUCCUUUUAGCACAUGGAGCCGAUAUAAAUAUGACUGACAUUGAUAAACAGACCCCUCUCCAUCUUGCAUGUGCUGAAAAUAAUUUAGAAAUCGUGGAGAUUUUGAUACGAAACAAAGCAGAUGUAAAUGUGUGUGAUAAACAUCAUGUAACCCCCCUACACUUUGCAUGCAGAGAUGGGUUUACAGACAUUGCUGCUGUGUUGCUAAAGGCAUUUGCAGAUGAUGGAGUAGUUUCUGAGAAUAAUGCUACACCACUAGUUUGUGCUUGUGAAAGCGGACAUAUCAAUUGUGUCAAACUCUUACUGAGGGCUGGAGCUAAUGUAAACGUAACGGGGCAUCGAGGCAAUACUCCAUUACAUCGAGCUUCUGCUCAGGGCCAUGAAAGUGUUGUGAAAGUAUUACUUUCAUGUGGAGCUGAUCCACUGCAAGGAAAUGUCAAUGGUAAACUUCCCCUUCAUCAUGCAGUUUUAUGGGGCCACCUUGGAAUAGUCAAAGUACUGAUAGACAAAUGCAAGUCUUAUCUGAAGGAAUCUUCAAAUAUGCUCCUUUUGCUCGAAUCAGUCUGUUCAAGAGGCUAUGUGGAGAUACUAAAAAGUCUGAUGGAAUUCUUUGAUCAGUUUUUAAUGCCACCCAAGAACAUGUUUCAUCUAAUUAAGACUUCAAUCAUUUCAAACCACACUGAACUUCUGACUAUUCUAGAGGGAAAAGGUUGUAAUAUUCAACAAAGAGACGAUCGUGGAUGGAGUAUACUGCAAGUGGUGUGUGAAUCUGAAGGCAUUGAUCAAACCUCAUUGGACAAAGUUCUUGAAUUAGGGUUUGAUCUAAGAGAAAUUACAGAACAUGGGGAAUCGCUUCUUCACAUAGCCUGUAAAAUGGAUAAUAUCGAAACAGUAAAGCAUUUGAUUGAGAAAGGUGCCAAUGUUCAUUCUAAAGACAAUUCAGGUGACACAGUUCUUCAUGUGGCAUGUGCACACGGAUACUUUGAUACAGCUACCGUCCUGAUUAAGAAGGGGUUGAGCAUCAAUGAAAAGAACUUGAAAGGCUUAACUUCACUUGACAUUGCGAUUGCAAAUAAACACUAUGGAGUGACCUGUUUGUAUGAUCCCUAUUAUGCUUUGUCCAACAGUCGACCUAGAAUCAGCAUGAUGUCUCUUCACCACAUAUGCCGUGACAAAAAAAUACAGCUACUCUACAAUUCUGAGAUUGUGUUUUCCGAGGUGGAAAGUGAUGGGAAUUCUGCUCUUCACAUUUCCUGCUUGGAGGAUUCAGAUGAAAUUGUACAACUGCUUGUCAUAGCUGGAGCUUGGUUGAAUUUACGAAAUACCCUUGGGGAGGCGCCAGUGCACGUAGCUUGUCGUGGUACAUUGUCUUGUCUCAAAGCUAUGACUGAUGCAGUAGUCAACAGGGAUCUUUUAAAGACAGUUGUAACAUCACGAGACAGAAAUAACAAUACUCCAUUGCACACUGUAGCGCAUGAACGAAAGUUUGAACAUCUAUGUUUACUUCUGGAGAAGGGUGCUGAUGUUAACUUAGCCAACAACUUUGAUCAAACAGCUCUGCACAUUGCUUGCUAUGUUGGUGAUGCGAACAUAGUCGUGACAUUACUAAACGCAAGAGCUAAUAUCUUAGCGAAAGAUAAACGUGGAAACACACCUCUCCACAUCAUAUGCACAGAAGGUAAUCUGUCCUUGUUAAGACUGAUAAAUCACAAUGAAGCAGUGAUUGCCACACGAAAUUAUGAAGGAAGAACACCUCUCCAUGAGGCAGUCAAUCGUGGAUAUCAUGCCAUGAUCCUGUACAUGAUGACUGAGUACUGGCACUUCACCCAGUCCGAUCUGUCUGAGGAGGGGCUUCAACACUUUAUUAUCAGAAUGGGCAGAGAAGACUUUACAAAGUUGUUGAUGGGCGAAACGAUUUGCCCAGACUCUGAAGGCAAUACACCUCUCCACCAUGCCGCAGAGACCAAGAGUCUCGUUACUGUAAAGACGUUGAUGAGACGAGGAUACAGCUGUCAAGCUACAAAUGAACUGGGAGAAACACCUCUGUUUAAUGCAUGCUUAAAAGGAAGUGCAGCUAUAGUAGAACUCUUUUUGAAGGAAGGCUCUCCACCAUAUAUCACUAAUGACAACAACAUGACGCCGCUCCAUGUAGCCUGUCAGACAGGACAUGUAGAUAUUGUGGUCCUAGGCGCCAGGACUCACCUGGGCCAGACAGUACUUCAUCUGGCAUGUAUGUCCGGGAAUGCAGAUGUUGUUGAAGUUUUGCUGAAAGCAGGAUCAGAUAUAAAUGCACGGGACAACAAUCUAGAUACUCCCUUGCAUAUGGCAGCCAUACAUGGUAAAGUUGAUAGCAUCAUUCUCCUGGCUAAAUGGGGAGCAAGAGAUGUACAGUGUAACCAACAGGGUGAUUUAGCUCUUCAUCAUGCAUGUCGUGAAGGUCGUACUGAUGUAGUGAAGACUUUACUGAAUAUUGACAGUGAUGCUUCAGAUUUGAAUCAUCAAGGUGUAUCUCCGGUUAUGCUGGCCUGUGAUCGAGACUGCGAGUCAAUUUUGGAGUUACUGCUUCAAAGGUUAUUGGUUGAGGUGCAGAUAGAAAGCAUACAACCAACGGACGACUCUGUCCACGAGAAAUAUGUUACUAACUUGAACUACUGCCUUUAUUGUGCGUGUAAACACAAUUACCUCGGAACAUUGCAACUUUUGAUCAAAUACAAUGUUGAUAUUAAUCACAUAUUCACUGACGCUGAGUUAAAGGUCAUCAAUAGACCAAGCAUUGAAGAGUUGUCACAAAGUGAGAACGAACACAGAACAUUACAACCAACUGCCCUGCAUAUAGCCUGCUAUAGAGGCCAUGCCACCUGCGUAGAAACUCUCAUGAGAUCAGGUGCCCUCUCUGAAUCAAAGACAUCCUCUGGAGACACGCCUCUACACGUGGCUUGUAUACACGGACAUUACGAUACAGUGGCAUUAUUACUCAAUGGGGGCGUCUCAGCAUCCCCUGUUUCUGAUAAUGGCACAACACCUUUACAUUACGCAUGCAGGGGUGGGUUUGAAGAUGUCGUAUCGAGGCUGUUGGCGGCUGGAGCUGACCCUGACGCCGAAGAUGGUGAUGGGAAAACACCCCUGGCGGUAAGCAGAGGAGGAGGAGUAGCCGACAUGUUCCUUAAGAGUCAUGGAAGUUCACGGAAAAGGGGGAAGGACACAUCCCAGGCAGCAGAGGUCCCUCCACAGAAGGUGUCGAAGGAAUAACUACGGGUGGUGGAGGUCAUUCUGACCCAGGUGACCCUAGACAAGUGCCAAGUCAGGUGAUACUUCUAAGAUCUGGAGACUUUCAGGGAACCCAUGCCGCCUGCCCUGCCCUGAUUCCGUCUGUAUGUAGAAGACACAGUGCACAGUGCAAAUGUGUUCAUGUAUGAGAAAAUGUUGUUUCCAUGGCCAGUUCACCAUUUUUGGUAAUUAUAAGUGUAAAUAGAUAUUUAAAUGUUUGACAACAAAUACAAUUAAUGUUGAAGUAAGUGUAAAUAGAUAUUUAAAUGAUUGACAACAAAUACAAUUUCUUCUUUGAUAGGCAUUUAGAAGUUGGGAGUACUGAGUAAGGAUAAGAAUUUAUGGAUGAACAACUUCUUUAUUACAAUUAAGAGCGACGUUUCGGUGUAGGUUCUAA